Molecule: messenger RNA, 3449 nt
Organism: Hibiscus syriacus
Lineage: Eukaryota; Viridiplantae; Streptophyta; Magnoliopsida; Malvales; Malvaceae
Product: homeobox-leucine zipper protein ATHB-15-like
Exons: 18
Coding region: 814-3333 (839 amino acids)
Molecular function (GO): DNA binding; lipid binding; DNA-binding transcription factor activity
Source: RefSeq, a predicted model, not a curated record
AAAAUGAAACUCUCGAAAGCAAACAAAAGCAGAAACCCAUAGAAAAAGCAAAAACUGUCUCUCUGCCUGUUUUUUUGGUUUGUGAAAUUCUCGUGGUGAAAAGUAAAGCUCUGGUUUCUGGUGAUUGAAUCCUGAGAAAGAUAGAAACGAUGUUUCAGAAGUUAGGGACGAUUCGGGUCUUUUACGAAAUGGAGAACGGCCAAACUAUGUGGUUGAAGAGGGUUCUUUGGUGUUAAAGGAGGCGUCUUGGUGACUCAGAAUCUGGCUGAGUGGAACUGGUAACUCGGUCCAAGAAGGAAGCCGUUUUAUUUUGUCUUUUUAGUGUUUUGGAGGGGGGAAAAUUGGUUGGUCGAAUCAGAUCAGUAUUUUUAUGUAAUAGGAAGCUCUGAUCUCGAAAGAUAUUACGAGAUUUUUUUUUUUGGAGUUUGGGGUUGUCCUCAAAGAGUGCCAAAAAAAGCAAGGUCCAAGGUUUUCUCUGUCUCCAAUCCGGAUAUCCUUUCCUUUGCCUGGGUUUUAAUCCUUCUCUCUUCUCUUUCCUUAACAUUUCACAAGCUAGCGUUAAAGUAUCCAAAUCUGCACUAAUGAUGAACACCUACUAGAAUCCCUCCCCCCAAAAAAGAGAAGCAUUUGUGUAAUUGUGUCAUCUUCAUGUUCAAGCUAUGGAGUAACUCAAAGAAGAGAGUGAGAGAAAGAGAGACCAACGAAAAAAAACCCUUCAUUUUUCCUUGGUGGGUUUUUGUGAAAUUUGUAAACUUUAGUUCGUUUUAGUACUUUUGUUCAGUUUCCUUAAAGUUUGAGGGUGAAGUUUGAAAGAUGUCAAUGUCCUGCAAGGAUGGUAAACCUGGGUGCCUGGAUAAUGGGAAAUAUGUAAGGUACACACCUGAGCAGGUUGAGGCCCUUGAAAGGUUUUAUCAUGAUUGCCCGAAGCCUAGUUCUAUUCGUCGUCAGCAGUUGAUUAGGGAGUGCCCUAUCCUCUCCAAUAUCGAGCCUAAACAGAUCAAAGUCUGGUUCCAAAACAGAAGAUGUAGAGAGAAGCAGAGGAAAGAGGCAUCACGCCUUCAAGCUGUAAAUAGGAAGCUGACAGCAAUGAACAAGCUUUUAAUGGAGGAGAAUGAUAGGUUGCAGAAGCAAGUGUCACAGCUGGUGUUUGAAAAUGGCUACUUUCGCCAACAUACUCAGGAUGCGACACUAGCGAGGAAAGAUCCAAGCUGUGACUCCGUGGUGACGAGCGGUCAACACCACCACGUGACACCACAGCAUCCUCCGAGAGAUGCUAGUCCUGCAGGGCUUUUGUCCAUUGCAGAAGAGACUUUAGCAGAGUUUCUUUCAAAGGCCACUGGAACUGCUGUUGAGUGGGUCCAAAUGCCUGGAAUGAAGCCUGGUCCGGAUUCCAUAGGAAUCGUUGCUAUUUCUCAUGGUUGCACUGGAGUGGCAGCACGUGUUUGCGGCCUUGUUGGUCUUGAACCUACAAGGGUCGCCGAGCUCCUCAAGGAUAGGCCUUCGUGGUUCCGUGAUUGCCGAACCGUGGAUGUUAUAAAUGUGUUGCCUACUGCCAACGGUGGAACCAUCGAACUUCUAUACAUGCAGUUGUAUGCACCAACAACUUUGGCAUCUGCUCGCGACUUCUGGUUGUUGCGCUAUACUUCUGCUCUAGAAGAUGGAAGUCUUGUGGUCUGUGAGAGGUCGCUUAAAAAUACUCAAAAUGGCCCUACCAUGCCAACGAUGCAGCAUUUUGUGAGAGCUGAAAUGUUCCCGAGUGGUUACCUUAUACGACCUUGUGAGGGGGAUGGUUCAAUCAUACACAUUGUUGAUCAUAUGGAUUUGGAGUCAAGGAGUGUGCCUGAGGUGUUACGCCCACUUUAUGAAUCAUCAACAAUUCUUGCUCAAAAGACCACAAUAGCUGCUCUACGACAACUGAGGCAGAUAGCUCAGGAAGUUUCACAAUCUAAUUCAACCGGUUGGGGUCGUCGACCAGCAGCCUUACGUGCAAUUAGCCAAAGGUUAAGCAGGAGUUUUAAUGAGGCUGUCAAUGGUUUCACUGAUGAAGGGUGGUCAAUGAUGGGAAAUGAUGGCAUAGAUGAUAUUACUAUCCUUGUAAAUUCAUCUCCCGACAAGCUGAUGACCCUCAACCUUUCCUACGCGAAUGGAUUUUCAUCUGUCAGCAAUGCGAUCUUAUGUGCCAAGGCAUCAAUGCUUUUACAGAACGUACCACCCGCAAUUCUUCUCCGUUUUCUGCGGGAACACAGAUCAGAAUGGGCAGACACCAGCAUUGAUGCCUACUCAGCUGCAGCUAUUAAAGUUGGUCCCUGUAGCUUGCCAGGGUCUCAAGUAGGAGGUUUCGGUGGUCAAGUCAUACUUCCACUGGCACAUACUAUUGAGCAUGAAGAGUGCUUAGAGGUAAUUAAGUUGGAGGGAAUUGCACAUUGUCCUGAAGAUGCAAUAAUGCCAAGAGAUGUUUUUCUCUUGCAACUAUGCAGUGGAAUGGAUGAAAAUGCGGUGGGCACCUGUGCUGAGCUUAUGUUUGCUCCCACCGAUGCUUCUUUAGCUGAUGAUGCACCUCUUUUACCUUCUGGUUUUCGCAUUAUUCCUCUCGAUUCCGGGAAGGAAGCAUCUAGUCCAAAUCGCACACUUGACCUUGCGUCGGCUCUUGAGAUUGGGCCAGCCGGAAAUAAAGCAUCUAAUGAAUACUCCGGUAAUUCUGGCUGUGUGAGAUCUGUGAUGACCAUAGCCUUUCAGUUUGCAUUUGAGAGCCACAUGCAAGAACAAGUAGCAUCCAUGGCCCGACAAUAUCUCCGCAGCAUUAUAUCUUCAGUUCAGAGGGUUGCAUUAGCUCUUUCUCCAUCUAAUUUGGGUUCACAUACUGGUCUACGAACCCCACUGGGCACUCCUGAAGCACAGACACUUGCUCAUUGGAUCUGUCAGAGUUAUAGGGUCUACAUGGGUGAUGAGCUGCUGAAAUCUAUCAGUGAAGGGAGUGAAUCCAUCCUCAAGUCCUUGUGGCAGCACUCAGAUGCUAUCAUGUGCUGCUCGCUAAAGGCACUGCCUGUCUUCACCUUUGCGAACCAGGCUGGGCUGGACAUGCUGGAGACGACUCUGGUUGCUCUGCAGGAUAUUAGCUUGGAGAAAAUAUUCGAUGAACAUGGGCGUAAAGCACUCUGCAAUGAGUUCCCACAGAUAAUGCAACAGGGAUUUGGUUGUCUGCAAGGCGGGAUAUGUAUGUCGAGCAUGGGAAGACCGAUUUCAUACGAGAGGGCAGUGGCAUGGAAGGUGUUGAAUGAAGAAGAGAAUGCUCAUUGCAUCUGCUUUAUGUUCAUCAACUGGUCUUUUGUGUGAAAAACUUCUAUUAUAGACCAGAAACUGCUUAAGUAUCAUCCUUUGUUUUUGUUUUUCCUAAUAUUUUUUGUUCAACUUUAGCUGGUGAAAACCAUGGAUGGUAUCUUACUGGAAUC